Molecule: messenger RNA, 7159 nt
Organism: Acanthopagrus latus (yellowfin seabream)
Lineage: Eukaryota; Metazoa; Chordata; Actinopteri; Spariformes; Sparidae
Gene: col24a1
Product: collagen alpha-1(XXIV) chain
Exons: 60
Coding region: 718-5901 (1727 amino acids)
Molecular function (GO): extracellular matrix structural constituent
Source: RefSeq, a predicted model, not a curated record
UUUUUUUUACGAGCAGAUCGAGCCCUCCACCCCGCUGGCUUUACAGUAAACAUGCAUGCACCCGCUGGAGGCUCAUACAAGAAGUCAGAGGAGACAAAGGGCACUGAUGAGCACAAGCCAAACUAUGGCUCUAUCCGUGAUGUCACGAGUCUGUUCCUGGUGAAAUCCAACACCACCAGCUGGUAGGAGUUGUGUCGGGGUGAAGACGGGUCCCCUUGCAUCAGUGCAAGUCAAGGCACAUAGCAGAAAGCACCGCCCGGAGGUACAGCCGCGCAGAGCAGAGCAGAGCAGAGCAGAGCAGAGCUGGAUCCGCUGUUGUGUUGGAGAGCUCUGAGCUUCCACCUCCCUCUCUGUGUCCCGCACAGCGGUCGAGUUCACACCGCAGCAGUCUGACUAGCUCCUCUCCGAGCAAACUUUUUUCUUUUUUUCCUCUCCUCCUUCCUAUGCAACUGUUGCGCGUCUCCACUUUGGAUAGAGAGAGCCUGGCCACUGCGCGCCGCAGAGCGCAGAGGAUCUGACGAGCUCACGUUUGAACGAGUUGGAGAGGUCUCUCCUCCGGGCUGCAGUACGAUGAGGAAACUCUGAGGUGGCAUUACUCCAACGUCCACUCUCACGCUUCCUUUGGCCGUCGCCAAAGGCUGAGCCCAUGAGCAGGUAUCCCCUUGAGUGUGAUUCUGUUUUCACCCAGAUCUCUGCUGCCUGGACAAAUGCAUACAAAUGCAUUUAGGAGCUCAACGGACAAGGAGUGGACACGUUUCCGCGGCAGCAACGUGGAACUUUAUCCUGCUCCUGUCAGUAUGCUCAGCAGUACUCUCUGGAGAAGAAGACUACCUAGCUCAAGGAGUGGAUAUCCUCUAUCGACUGGGACUUGCACCUCAAAGCAGUGCAGACAGUCCCUACAAGAGGACAAACUCACCUCUGACUACUCACACAACUAUUUCCUCACCUUUGAAUCUUCCUGUUUCUGGAUACGGGGUAUUAUUCGACUCAAACUCCCUCUAUGAGGCUCCAGCAGGCGAUCUUUUUCCGGAAAUUGGGGAGGAAUUUUCUGUUGUGGUUAGCCUAAGCUCCUGGCGAGCAAACAAUGCUUUUCUUUUUAGUGUCAAGGAUGGUAGGGACAGGCUGCGUUUUGGCAUUCAGCUGCUGCCACGCAGAGUGGUGGUCUACACUGCCGAAAAAGCCCCCAUCUACUUUACCUACAACUGGCAAGAUGGGCGGCAGCACCCUUUUGCUGUUGGUGUUCGUGCACGGUCAGUGUCCUUCUUUGCGGAUUGCGGGGCAGUGCAGCAGUGGGAGCACACCCUGGGGAGAUCUCAGACACUGAGGGAUUCUGGGGGUCUCUUCACUCUGGGGAGGAUGAACUCCAAAGCAGCACCAUUUAAUGGUCGAGUCUGCCAGCUAGAUAUCUAUCCCUCAGCCCAAGCUGCCGCGCACUAUUGCAACUACCUUAAAACACAGUGCCGGCUGGCCGACACUUACCGAUUGCCUUCCCCACAUCCUAGUUUGGAUAUUGAGGUAAAUGACCCUCCUUCUAACCCCUUGACCAAGUCCCUUGUUGGAGUAGCAGCUACCGAUCAAAUCCCCAUAAAAACCACAGCAGCUUUCAAACUGUCACGUGCUAGUUUGGUCACACAGUACUCAACUCUGAGCCCAUCAGUACAACCUAAUCUAGGGGAUCAAAGCCAAAUUUCCACAUUGGAGCCCUUUGCCCACUCCACCACAUCCUUGCUUCUGCCUGACAACCCUACCCUAACCACCCAUAAUGGACGAGCAAUUAUGGAUCUCACCUAUAGCACAACUAUCACCACUACUAAAAACGUGUUGGCAAAAGGGAGUAGCCCCCAGGGAGAUGCUGAUCUCUCUGAAAACAGCACAGAGGAAGAGAGCAGCUCAUGGAGCCUGCCGACUCCAGAUGCCACGCCGGGUCUGAUUUCCCCUGUCAGGCAAAGCCGAGUGAAGGAAGGACUCAGGAACAACUCCAUCACCAACUCCAGGGACUCUGGCUUUGUGCUCCAACAGAGUCAACAGGUCAUGAAGACUCACCUUAGGGCCAACGGCACCACUUUAUACCGGGAGAAUCAGGUGGACACCUCAGAACAGCAUAAUCUGGAUGGCAGCUAUGAUGAUGUAGACAUGGGAGGAUAUGAUUAUGGAUAUGAGGAGCCAGACUUCUUAUAUGACUAUGAAGAUGGUCUCCGUGGCCCCAAAGGAGAGCCAGGUCCUCCGGGUCCCCCUGGUCCUCCUGGCUUACCUGGUCCUCCAGGAAAAAGAGGUUCUCGGGGUCCCACUGGUCCACAUGGACACCCAGGACAGCCUGGACCACCUGGGCCCAAGGGUUCAAAGGGAGACCCCGGGCUGUCUCCAGGCCAGGCUCCACCAGGGGAGAAGGGUGACAGAGGUCCGCCGGGUUUGCCUGGGCUGGAUGGAUUUCAAGGUCGACCGGGUCCUAAAGGUUAUCCAGGGCCACUCGGACUGCCAGGAGAACAAGGUGUACCAGGACUUCCUGGGGAAGCUGGGGCUGCAGGUUACCCUGGCAGGCAGGGCUCAGCGGGGCCGCAAGGUAGCCCAGGGCCUAAAGGUGUCCGUGGUUUCAUUGGGCCUCCUGGUGUUGCGGGGCCACCAGGGCUGGAGGGGGAGACAGGCAAUCCUGGUCAUGUUGGAAAAGCUGGUCCCAAAGGAAGACACGGUGUGGUGGGUGAUGUGGGGGAAAGGGGACCUCCCGGUCCUGAUGGCAAUGAGGGGCCUGUUGGUGGGACUGGCAUUAGUGGCUUUCCAGGCCUGAGGGGGGACCCAGGGCCUGAGGGACUGCGAGGACUGCCUGGUAUGGUGGGACCUCAGGGCCCAGCAGGACGAGCCGGCCUGCCUGGAUUGAAAGGUGAUAAGGGUGAAGUGGGACAAAGGGGCCAACCAGGAGAGAUGGGGUACCAAGGUGACAAGGGUGCUGCUGGUGCGCCUGGUCCUACUGGGCCAAGAGGGAAGCCAGGACCAACGGGUCAAAUUGGUGAGAUGGGGGCACAAGGACCACCUGGUCCUCCAGGACCAGAGGGUUUUCCUGGGGACAUUGGAGUACCAGGGCCCAAUGGUCCUCCUGGGCCAAAGGGAUUGCAGGGUGCAAGAGGACCACAAGGCCCACCUGGCCCACAAGGACCACAGGGUGAUGAAGGACCACUUGGCCCACCUGGCAGCGCUGGCCCUACUGGGAGACCUGGAAGGAAAGGCUACAUUGGCGAACCUGGCCCAGAGGGUCUAGAGGGAGAGAAAGGGGACAUGGGAAAUGUUGGAAAAAUCGGACCACAAGGUCCACUAGGUCUGAUUGGGAUAGCCGGAGUGGUAGGAGUUCCUGGAGAAAAGGGUGACCGAGGACCAGCGGGUCCAACAGGUCCAGUCGGAGAGAAGGGGCCAAGGGGCUAUCCAGGGUUGCCGGGAAGUCCAGGCGACAUCGGCAUGCAAGGUGCACCUGGUCCACAGGGGCAGAGAGGAAGUCCAGGCAUCGCUGGGUCGAAGGGCAGGAGGGGGCCCCGGGGUCCAGAUGGCCCGCUGGGAGAACCAGGCCCUGAGGGCACCAAGGGUGAAAAGGGGGACACUGGACACAAAGGAGAGCCAGGAUUCAUAGGCAAAGCUGGCAGUCCAGGAGAGAGAGGCCCUCCAGGGAAACCUGGUAAACCAGGCAUUCCAGGCAGCACCGGGGAGAGAGGGCCCAACGGUGAACCAGGACUCAGAGGACCUCCUGGAGAGGCCGGACCUGAUGGAGAACAAGGACCUGAAGGCGGGCCUGGUGUAGAAGGGGAACCGGGUGCCAUUGGAGAAGUGGGGUUAAAGGGUGAUGCUGGGCCUCCAGGAGCUGAAGGGGAACAGGGACAGGAGGGAGUGAGAGGUCCUCCUGGUCCCCCUGGUGAAGACGGCCCUCAAGGGAAAGAUGGAGCCAAGGGGGAGCCUGGUGAUUGUGGACCAAUUGGAGAACCAGGAGACAAAGGAAUAGAAGGGGACCCUGGGCCCCCAGGACCCCCCGGAGAGCCUGGGAAACAGGGAUUUCGUGGGCCGGAAGGAAAACCAGGGACCCCAGGGAAUAGAGGACGACAUGGAAAGAAAGGCGAGCGAGGUCCAGUAGGACUUGCUGGCGAGGUUGGCACAAGAGGAGACAUCGGCCAGCCAGGCGAGGCGGGGCUGAAGGGUGCCAGGGGAACUCGAGGCACACCAGGUCGGCCUGGAGUCAUGGGUUUAGAAGGGCAACCAGGACUGGCAGGAUACACAGGUCACCCUGGCAAGCCAGGGCCCAUUGGACCACCAGGUCCUAAAGGUGAAAAGGGUUACCCAGGCGAAGACAAUAAGACCCCGGGACCACCAGGGCCCUUAGGUGAACCAGGGCCCCCAGGAGCACAAGGAGAGCGCGGAGAGCCAGGGGAUGAAGGAUAUCAGGGCCAUGUUGGUACCGUCGGACCUCGUGGAGCUAUUGGACGACAAGGCCCACCGGGAUCACCAGGCCACCAAGGAGAAACAGGUCCAAAAGGGGAGAUUGGAGCUCCAGGCUCAGCAGGAAAGAAAGGAGCGAGGGGCCUAAGUGGAUCCCCUGGCAUUGAAGGGCCAGUUGGUUUACCUGGACUCGUGGGAAUGACGGGUUACCCUGGGCCAGAUGGUCCCCCAGGACUGACCGGCUUACCAGGAUUACCAGGAAAACAGGGACGACAGGGUCAGAGAGGUUUGUCGGGUAAAGAGGGACCUGUUGGACGUCCAGGUCCCAGGGGAGAUGUUGGACUUCCUGGACAACCUGGAGAAAGAGGACCACCUGGUCAGAAGGGAGAACUAGGACUGCCAGGGGACAGAGGAGCCUCAGGAAUUAAAGGCAUGGAAGGGGGUACAGGUGACCAGGGCAGGAAAGGUGAAGUUGGACUCAAAGGACAACCAGGGGAAUCUGGAGAUGUGGGCUUGGUUGGCUUACGGGGCUUUCCAGGGCCAAUGGGUCCAAAUGGUGAUAUGGGAUUCAGAGGCUUUCCUGGCCCUAAAGGCCCAAUGGGUACUUGGGGAUUCACUGGACCUGUAGGCCCUGAAGGAAUGAUGGGCCCAAUGGGAAAACCCGGGCCAAGGGGUCCAAAGGGAAGUGGUGGCGAAAUGGGGCCUCAAGGACCACAGGGAAGUCCCGGACCCAGAGGACCUCCCGGUGCUCCAGGUCCAACAAGGCAGAUAUAUGAUGACUCAGCAGUCUACAGUCUAUCUGACUCGAACGCUGCCCUCAGGACAGAGAGUUUCCAGAACACAGAGAUCAGCUUGUUGGAACAGAAUACAGAGAUUCUUAAGACUCUACAUUAUCUGAGCAGUGUAAUCGAGAGCAUCAAAAAGCCACUGGGCACGCGGGAGAACCCAGCUCGUGUCUGCAAGGAUCUGCUUGACUGUCGUCACAAGCUCAAAGAUGAUUGGUUCUGGGUCGAUCCAAAUGUCGGCUGCACUUCUGAUGCCUUCAAAGUCUUCUGCAACUUUACUGCAGGAGGGAUGACCUGUUUACAUCCAGUGGCCUCCAAUAAGAUGGUGUUUGGUGUAGGGAAAGUCCAGAUGAAGUUUCUCCAUUUACUGAGCACUGAGGCCAGCCACAGCAUUACAGUUCACUGCCUAAAUGAUCCUCCCUAUGGCACCACAGACAGCUUCAGCUCCACUGGAUCCACACUGCAAGAGAACACCACGCUUCGGUUUCGUGGCUGGAACAAACAGAUGUUUGAGAAAGACACUUUACUUGAACCACAUGUGCUACAAGACGACUGCAAGAUCCAAGAUGGCAGCUGGCACCAGUCACGUUUCUUCUUCCACACUCAGGAUAGUCGUCAGCUACCCAUUGUAGACAUACAGGAAUCUCCCACAUCACAACCCAGUAGUCAGCAGCGUAUAGAAAUUGGUCCAGUCUGCUUCCUCUGACACUAACAUCACCUUCAUGUGGCUUACUUUCAUGAGCUACUAAAAUAUAAGGCUGUCACACAAAAUGGCUGCCUACCAAAGAGUGAGUGUCCAUCAGACUUUGUUAUGGAAGCCGUUAAUGAGACCUGUCAGAGCAACAGAGGUUCAGCCACAGGCAGAUCAAGAUGGAAGAACUCUCUGUGGAACAUCCAGGCUAGGAAGGCCAACGGAGAACAGUGUAUACCAAUAUUUAUCGAUAAUUGUGUAAAGUAUGUCAAUGUCAAUGAUUGUUAGUCAAACGGUGCUUAGGUUGGCUGUAUAUGGACCGAUGUUACUCCCUGAUAAGAGGGCGGGGCCUUACUAAGCAGCAGCCGAUCCAAAAGUCACUCCUCCUUCUCACCCCCAAACACACCAAGACCAUCCUAAGCAGAGGCCCAACCCGAAGGAGCGUGACAGGCCUCUUCAUAGGAGCACUGUCUAACUAACAGUUUUUAUGAGUGCAAUAGCAUGUGGGUAAUGUGUGACUGCUUUAAAUAUUUCAUUUUCAUCAAAGGCUAUAUUUUACAUUGUUUUCAUGAUGUUUUUGUCUCCGGUCCUGCCCAGAUGGACCUGUACAUCUUGACGGAUGGUGCUCUACCUCUACCCGCUCAUUCGCUUCCUUUUUUUUUUUUUUUUUUUUGCCUUUGUGUUAUAUGUACCGGUUACAUAAAGAUUUGUUAUGUUGUUUAAGUACUUAUGUUGAUUUGGUCAUUUCUAAUUUAUGAACCAUUUUUUGAUACACUACAUAUUUUUUUGUAGCUUUUUCUUUAUUUGGUAGGUUGUUCAGGGGAAACCUAUCAUUGGUGCUGCAACAGAAUGAGUCAUCAGUGAGUUUUUACAUUUCCUGUGUAUAUAUUGACAGCAUACUGUAUGUUUAUUUAUAUCCUUUUUGGUUUUAUUUUGUUCACAUUACUGUACCGCAGUAAGUUAUACUCUCAGAGAACUAUUUGGUCAACCACAGCUCAGUCUAAAGAAGUAUUUAUGUUUAAAAGGUGUGUUUGUGUGUUCACACCUGUGACUGUACGUGUAUCAUACUGUUAUUUCAGCUCAUUCAGCGGUGGUGUGGUGGACUGGCAGCUACAAUAAGCCAGAGUCAGAAUACACAGAAAACACAGUCAUCAUAUUCUUAACUUAUAUUACCUUGAACAAAGUGUAAUUAUAUAAAGUUUGUGGAGGAUAAGGUUGGAUGCAAAUGUGUAAAUAAUUAAAAAAAAAGUUGUCAAAUAAAUGGAACAUGUUA